UUAUUUUGUGAGAGUAAAUUACGCAAAAUAGCGGUUUGUUUACAAACCUCGAUGCGUGGCCUGACAUUCAGCGUGCUUCGACGGUGCCGCACGAGCCUGUGGCAUCCGGCGGCGCGCGCGCUGUGCUCGCAGCCUCAGCCUGCAGCCGGUGCCUUGCCUGUUGCAGACCCAAAGCUAAUCGAGGUGCACUCAUCAUGGCCAUUGGAUGAGCAGCCGGAGCUCCGAGCGGUGACCAUUCAGGGCAUGCAGGUGUUGCCACACUUUGUCACAGUGGCGGAGGAGGGAAUGUUGCUUGCCGAGCUGGAACCCAUGCUCAAGCGGAUCAGAUAUGAGUUCGACCAUUGGGAUAAUGCGAUCAUAGGCUUCCGCGAAACGGAACGUAGUUCAUGGACCCCGACCAACGAAGCUGUCAUCUCGCGAAUACGCAGCGUUUUCCCGCGAACUGGGCUGGACUCGGAACUCCUACCCGCUGCUCAUGUGUUGGACUUGGCCGCGGCGGGACAUAUCAAGCCUCAUAUUGACGCGGUUCGGUUCUGCGGUGGGAUGAUAGCGGGUCUGUGCCUCCUGUCUGACGCCGUGAUGCGCCUGCAGCACGAGACCCACAAGCAUCUCGGUCUGGACGCCUUGCUGCAGCGCCGGGCGCUGUAUAUCAUGAGGUAGGCCUGUUCCAGUUCC
Cydia fagiglandana is the source of this 675-nucleotide messenger RNA. Its product is annotated as alpha-ketoglutarate-dependent dioxygenase alkB homolog 7, mitochondrial. Lineage: Eukaryota; Metazoa; Arthropoda; Insecta; Lepidoptera; Tortricidae. The transcript has 4 exons. Gene Ontology annotation, biological process: fatty acid metabolic process; DNA damage response. The record is from RefSeq and is a predicted model, not a curated record. Gene Ontology annotation, cellular component: mitochondrial matrix. The coding region runs from base 52 to 660 and encodes 202 amino acids.